CACAUCCUGACAGCAAAUUCAACCUCCCCCCGCCAUCCAUCCGCCUCGCUGUUCUCGCGCGGCUCUCUUCUCUGUUGCAGGCCAUGGCAGAGCGCAACCACUACGCUCAGCCCAUGGACUUUGAGUACGAAAACAAGCGUGGCGCCGUCGAUCCUUCGUCGCCGUUCAUCUCCAGUCUCCAGCACAGCAGCUCCUUCAGUGCAUCGCAGGGCGACCUCGGUCCCACUUGGCGAUUGCAGUCUGAGAUAGACCAGCGCAAGACCAAUUCGCAGAAGCGGCCGUUUGCGCAGUACGAGUCGCCGCUAAAGAAAACAGAGACGCCGGCAUUGAGACCGCCCGGUGCCGGCCAGAGCGUGCUGUUCUCGCAGCCUCAGCUGGACACGAACAAGAAGCUGCCGCCAAAGCCAUCGGACGCGGCCACGCUCUGGACCACGCCGCGAAAGAGCAGCCAGCUCGUGGACUUCUCGUCCGGUGGGGAGACGCCGGACACGGAGAAUUGGAAGGCGGACUCGGAGGCGACGCCAGAGACGACGCCGAGCAUGGGCCUAAGUAAAGGAUUCGCCAAGCUGUUUGGCAGCGGCAGCAAGAAAAACGGCAGCAAGGCAAAGGAGCUGAUCAGCGUGAGCAAAGGAAGCCCGACGGCGGGCAAGGGCGAGAUCAAGCCGUACUCGCAGCGGCUUGUGGGCAGAGUGCAAAAGAAAAGGGAGAAGGAGGCGUCGAAGCGGCGCAGAUUGCUACGCGAGGCCGUAGACUCCGAGACCGAAGCGGACACGGACGUCGAGCAGAAGAAGGCGAAGCCAGCCGCCAAACAGGGCUUUGACGUCGGCGGUUUCUUCCACUACCUGGAGUCGCACCCGCACCUACCCCACGUCCUCUCCUUCUACGCGCAGCUCGCGCUCAACGUCUUCUUGAUCUUCGGCAUCAUGUACAUCCUGUACUCGUUCUGGUCGACCAUCCGCUCGGACGUCGACAAGAAGGCGCAGGAGGCCAUGGCCGAGGUGCUCGCCGAGAUCGCGGUGUGCGCCAAGCACUGGAAGGACAACCAGUGCGAACGCGGCACCGUGCUGCCGGCCCUGGAGGCGGUGUGCAGAGAGUGGGAAAAAUGCAUGAACAAGGACCACAGGAGUAUUGGACGCGCAAGGGUUAGUGCGCACACGUUCGCGGAGAUAUUCAAUUCAUUCAUCGAGCCCAUCAGUUGGAAGGCCAUGGGCUUCACCGUCGUCGUCCUCGUCUUCUGCUUCGCCAUCACAAACGCCACCUUUUCGCUCUUCCGUCGUAAUACUGACGCACAUCCCAACCCCUUCAACCCCAGCAUGCCGCAGGUCCCGCCGACUCCGCAGAGACACCCGAGCUGGGAGAUGCAGCCGCAGUACGGCUUCACGCCGUACAGCUCACAAUAUGGGCUUCCUCCGCCUCAAUGGGGACAGCCGCCAGGUCUGGAACCUGCGCCAAGUCAGGGCAGUCUGGGGAGUCAGGGCAGCCCGAGGAAGGUGAGGGGAACGGAAAGCCCCAAGAAACAGAGGCAGCUCGAGCUGUGACGAGACGGCAGAUCUGGGUUUGGUCUUGUGACGGCGUCCGGAUGGUUGGAUUGGGAACAAAAGCAUGUACAUGGACACAACGCGAAGCCGGGAAGAGGAACGGCCUUGUACUAGUAUCAUCAUGAUGGAAAUCAAGCAACGCCCAGGGCGGAUUUCCUUUCCGUCGUGCAAUCCGUGUCUGAUGCAGCCUCGACCA
This is a messenger RNA of Verruconis gallopava, 1734 nucleotides long. RefSeq lists its product as uncharacterized. Gene Ontology annotation, biological process: nuclear envelope organization; lipid homeostasis. Gene Ontology annotation, cellular component: nuclear envelope; nuclear membrane. NCBI's taxonomy places the organism in Eukaryota, Fungi, Ascomycota, Dothideomycetes, Venturiales, Sympoventuriaceae. The coding region runs from base 84 to 1538 and encodes 484 amino acids. The record is from RefSeq and is a predicted model, not a curated record. The transcript is spliced from 2 exons.